AUGCCUAUAAGUAAAGUCGAAAUAUUGCAUCACAUAAAAACCCUUAAGUCAGGAAAAAGCCCGGGGCCAGAUAACAUAACCAACGAGGCCCUGAAGUUUGGAGCACCUAUCCUAGUUACAUAUCUGACAAUACUUUUUAACAUGAACAUAUACAGCAAUAGUGUUGGUAGAAUAAAGCUAGAAAACAAAGGCCGAGACAUUCGAAUUGAAAGAGGUGUAAGACAGGGUGACCCACUUUCCCCAAAAUUAUUUAUAGCAGUCCUCGAAGAUGAAUUCAAAGGUAUAGAAUGGAAUAAUAACGGCCUUUGGAUACGAAACAAACAUCUUACUCACCUUAGAUUCGCAGACGACAUAGCCGUCUUCAGUGACACCGCUACAAAAUUAGAUAAAAUGCUUCAAACAUUAGACAGGGAAAGUCAAAAAGUCGGGCUUUACGUGAAUACCACAAAAACAAGAAUCUUAUCCAACAGUGUGUGCCAGCCAAUCAGGGUAAGUCUGAGCAAAGUCCAAGUGCGCACUAUAGAUCUCACCCUCAGAGUCGACAGUAAACCUAUAGAAUAUGUUAACAACUAUGUAUAUUUAGGAAAACAAGUAUCUUUCGAUAUGAACAGCAGUGAAAACGAAGUAGAUAGAAGAAUAAACGUGACUUGGAAGAAAUACUGGACCCACAAGGAAAUUCUGAAAGGAAACUACAGUCAACUACAGUACAACACAAGAAGAUAA
Pieris macdunnoughi is the source of this 723-nucleotide messenger RNA. The record is from the annotation of a GenBank genome assembly. Lineage: Eukaryota; Metazoa; Arthropoda; Insecta; Lepidoptera; Pieridae.